AUGUCGCUCUUUGGCACAUCGCCGCCCGAAGACACGCCGUCGCGCGGCGACUCUGCCAUGGGCCGGUCGACCAAUUCCCUCUUCGACGACGAGGGGCCAAUGACCCGGUCGAGCACGACCAACCUCUUCAACGACGACGACGACCUGUCCGGCAGCGGUGCAGCGUCGCCGUGGGACCUGCCCACGCCGCGCAAGCCGCAAUCGCGCGCCGAGCUGAUCCGCGGCCUGCUCGCCGGCGCCGAGGUGCCCGAGAGCUAUGUGGAAGCCUUCGACCACGCGCUGCGCGAGGACGGCCGAGGCGGCAGGGUCUCGCCGGCCGGCAUAUCCAAGACGCUGGCCGCGGCCAAGCUCGAUGCCGACAGCCAGGCCCGCAUCAUGAGCAUCCUGGCGCCCGGCGGCGAGGAGGCGGAGCUUACGCGGGACGCCUUCAGCGUGCUGUUGGCGCUUGUCGGGCUGGCGCAGGAGGGCGAGACGAUCAGCCUGGAUGGGGUUGACGAGAGGAGACGAAAUCUCCCGCAGCCGCAGCUGUCCAACCUCCCCAAGAAGAUCGAGCAGCCGGCCUUUGACGCCUCCGAGCUUGCCGCCAAGCCCCCGCAGGCGCCCGAGACCCCGAGAAAGAACUCGCCGCCGCGGCCUGCCCAGCGAGCACGGAAGCCCUCCAUGAACGACCCCGAAGACGACCCCUGGAACACCCCGGACCUGCACAGGAACCACAACCACGCCAAUGUGCCGCGCCCGAGCGCCAACCGGCCCGUGAACGGCCACAGCUACGCGAGCUUCGGUUCUCCCGACCUGCACGAGCGGACGACGUCCAACUUCACCACCACCUCUGUGGGAUCCGCCGCACCUUCCGGCCGCCAGUCCGCUGCGUCCGGCGCCGUGCCCGAGAGCCCUGCCGGCGGCUGGAACUACUUCGAUGGUGCCAACACGAAUCCGGACCAAGGCUUUGGUGUCGCGCCCUCGAAUCAACCCACGAGCCCGUUCGGCGGAGCCCCGGGCGGAAGCCGAGAGCCUGGCGCAAACCCGCCUGCCAACACCCACUCGCGUACCAUUAGUGGUAGUCGGAUAGGGACCGGCGGCGAGGAGAACAUUCUGGUUACACUGAUGCCGGAGAAGGAGGGCAUGUUCAUGUUCCAGCAUCAUAACUACGAGGUUGCCAGUUCACGCCGCGGGAGCAAGGUCAUUAGGCGAUACAGCGACUUUGUCUGGCUGCUGGACUGCCUGCACAAGCGGUAUCCGUUCCGUGUGCUGCCCCUGUUGCCACCCAAGAGGGUCGCUCUCAACGGGAACCACCUCAGCAAUGACGGGGGUUUCAUUGAGAAGCGGAGACGUGGUCUGGCCCGGUUCCUGACUGCUGUCGUCCGGCAUCCGAUUCUGGGGCAGGAGCAGCUGGUAGUCAUGUUUUUGACCGUGCCAACGGAAAUCGCCGUGUGGCGCAAGCAAGCCACUAUAUCCGUGCAGGACGAGUUCGCAGGCCGAGCCCUUCCCCCGGGCUUGGAGGACUCACUGCCCAUUGGACCUCUCGAUGAGCUAUUUGACCGCACGAGGUCCGGUGUUCGCAGAUCCGCCGAGCUGUAUAUCAGCGUCUGCAAUCUCAUGGAUCGUCUGGCGAAACGGUCCGAGGGCGUAGCGGCUGACCACGCGCGCAUGGCCGUCGCCCUCGCUUCUCUGACGGAAACAAGCAAGGAUACCUACGCGACCGACACGAACGACGUACCGCUCCUCAACGACGGCUUGGUCGCCAUGUCCAAGCGCCUGAAGACGGCACAGAGCCUGCUCGAAGACGAGAGCAAGGCCUGGGAGGCGGGCGUGUUGGAAGACCUGAAGAGGCAGCGCGACGCCCUGGUAUCGGUGAGGGAAAUGUUCGACCGCCGGGAACGACUGGACAAGGACAACAUACCGUCCCUGGAGCGGCGCAUUCAGAACAACGAGACCAAGCUCGCGAGCCUGCGAGCCAAACCGGACGGACUGGUCAAGCCCGGAGAGAUUGAGCGGGACAAGGAAAGCAUAGUCACGCAGCACAACCGCUCCGUCUUCGUCCGCGAGUGUGUCCGGGACGAGCUCAUCUACUUCCAGCAGACGCAAUACAACGUCAGCCGGUGGAACCAGGACUGGGCGCAGGAGCGAGUCAAGUACGCCGAGAUGCUGUCUGACAACUGGCGCCGCCUGCUCGAUGAGCUGGAGGGGAUGCCGCUUGGGGACCCGACAGACCGGUCCGCCUCCUACUCCUCAUCGGGCUCGUCUACUAUCUCUGCUGGGCGUGGCGGGCCUGGUGGGCUGGAUGGUGUAUCUGCCGAGGGAGAUGUGGACGGCAACGCCCCAGAGGACGGGUUGGCCAAGAAGAUUGACGCAACCAAGGCCAGGAGAGUACUACUGGGGCGUGCCGUGUGCUCUGAGGACCUUGGAUCGGGAGGGUGGUUUUGA
This is a messenger RNA of Neoarthrinium moseri, 2424 nucleotides long. RefSeq lists its product as uncharacterized. Bases 1 to 2424 code for a protein of 807 amino acids. The transcript is spliced from 5 exons. Gene Ontology annotation, biological process: protein targeting to vacuole; retrograde transport, endosome to Golgi. NCBI's taxonomy places the organism in Eukaryota, Fungi, Ascomycota, Sordariomycetes, Amphisphaeriales, Apiosporaceae. Gene Ontology annotation, molecular function: phosphatidylinositol-3-phosphate binding. The record is from RefSeq and is a predicted model, not a curated record. Gene Ontology annotation, cellular component: endosome.